CUGCAGGUUGACUCACAGCAGCAGGGCGUCGCCUCACUAUAAAACCUCUGCUACACAUUUUUCGCAACCUCUGAACAUUCCCACCUCUCCUCCGCCGACCACGUCUCAGCUCUGACGUCUUAAAGAACGAAAGCAACCAUGCCUUCUGAACUGGAAACAGCCAUGGAGUCCCUCAUCAAGGUGUUCCACCGCUACGCCUCUAAGGAUGGGAGAUCCGGCACACUGAGCCGUCGAGAGCUCAGAGAGUUGAUGGAGAACGAACUGUCCAACUUCCUCCUGUCCCAGAAGGACCCUGCUGCUAUUGACAAAAUCAUGAAGGACCUGGACACCAACGGUGAUGGCCAGGUGGACUUUGAGGAGUUUGUUUCUCUGGUUGUUGGACUUUCCAUUGCCUGUGAGCAAUGCUAUCAGACGCACAUGAAGAAGCAGGGGAAGAAGUAAACAACAACAGCGGAAGAAAGGAAAAGAAACCAAAAAGCAUUUCAAGUUUUGUAAAGAUAGUUUUGUUCAUUAAAUAUACUGAAGAAUUUCAAACCUG
Notothenia coriiceps (black rockcod) is the source of this 538-nucleotide messenger RNA. It is a transcript of the gene s100a10a, whose product is annotated as S100 calcium binding protein A10a. NCBI's taxonomy places the organism in Eukaryota, Metazoa, Chordata, Actinopteri, Perciformes, Nototheniidae. The transcript has 3 exons. The record is from RefSeq and is a predicted model, not a curated record. Gene Ontology annotation, molecular function: calcium-dependent protein binding; calcium ion binding. Gene Ontology annotation, cellular component: cytoplasm. The coding region runs from base 139 to 441 and encodes 100 amino acids.